Molecule: messenger RNA, 6038 nt
Organism: Lineus longissimus
Lineage: Eukaryota; Metazoa; Nemertea; Pilidiophora; Heteronemertea; Lineidae
Product: retinol dehydrogenase 13-like
Exons: 8
Coding region: 113-1240 (375 amino acids)
Source: RefSeq, a predicted model, not a curated record
AAUUUUACCUGAAAUAAUUCCAAAUUUCACCGAUUUACACGACAACAAUAUUGGUCUCAGUGGUGGGAUCCAGUAAUUACUUAUAGAGUGAUUGAUUACAUACAGUUGAAAAAUGUCAGGUCGCGUCGUCAUCAUUACGGGUGCCAAUUCAGGUAUCGGAUACAAGACUGCAGAGUAUCUGUGCGAGGCUGGAGACAAUGUCUACCUCGCCUGCAGGAAUGAGGAAAGGGGGAAGGCUGCUGUCGAUAAGAUCAAGGCAAAGAAUCCUCAGGCCUUGGCCCACUACCUACCACUUGACCUGUCAAAUAAGGAAUCUAUCGAACAGUUUGUGGUGAAGUUCCAUGAGGAAGGCAAGAAGAUACAAGUCUUGAUCAACAACGCAGCAGUGGCGCUGAGUAUGAAGGACCCAAAACGACAACUGACAAACGAGGGCAUGGAGCUCAUGAUGGGGACGAACUUCAUUGGUCACUUCUACUUGACCCACCUCUUGUUGGACGACCUGAAGAAAACUGGCGAAGAGACUGGCAACGUUCGUGUCCUGAAUGUGACAACCGCUCUCCAUGAUGGAAGUCAAUCCAAGGGCCGACAAUUCAAAGAUGUCGACAUGGACGACUUGUUCCUUGUAAACAGUGGUGCCUACUGUGGUGGCCAGGCUUACAAAAACUCAAAAGCAGCUCUUAUAAUGUUCACGUAUGAAUUAGCUAGACUUCUGGAAGGCACCGGUGUAUCCGUGAAUUGUGUUUGCCCCGGAUUUGUUCCCAAGACGCAGCUCUAUCGUCAGAAUUCUGCACCAAAGAGGUUCUUCGAUCGUUAUGUGAUGGGCGGGAUGUUGAAGUUCCUGAACACCACAACCAGUGUGGAUAAAGCGGCAAAUAUUAUGUUCAACUUUGCUGAUGACGAGAAGUAUAAAGGUGUGACCGGUAAAUACUACUGUGACAACAGAGAGGCCGACUCGUCUGCUGAGACCAAAGAUGAGGAGAAACAGAAGAAGCUAUGGCAGCUGGCUGGUGGCUAUUUGAAAAUUGAAGGCUACGAACCUCUGGAGAUCCCCGAGCCACCACCAGAGCCGGAACCAGUCCCAGAGAAGAAGGAGGAGGAGAAGCCUGCUGAGUCGAAGGAGGGGGAUGGAGAGAAGAAGGAAGAAGAUGGAAAGGAAGAGAAGAAAGACGAAGAGAAGAAAGAUGAGACGGAAAAGACGGAAGAGAAGGAACCUGAGGAUAAAGAAGAGAAGAAAGAAUAGAAGGCGUUACUAGGUUUAAGAUCAGUUUAGUUUCGUACCAGUGUACUAAAAGUUCCUCUUCAAAGCUUUGACAAAGCAAAAAACAUUGAAAUUCGUAACCUACCAAUGAAUGGUCAAUGACCGCAACGUUAUUGUCUGUUCAUUAGGCUGUUCUCAUGCGACCUUUCAACACUUUUUAAAAACAUUUACUGUUCAUGAAACUCAAUUUUUUAUUGCUGACAUUAGUGUGUCAUCAAUACUGACAUUAGUGUGUCAUUACUGUCAUUAGUGUGCCAUUACUGACAUUAGUGUGUCAUUAUUGACAUAAUCUGUCAUUAAUUCUGACAUUAGUGUGUCAUUAAUACCGAAAUUACUGUCAUUAGUGUGUCAUUACUGUCAUUAGUGUGUCAUUACUGGCAUUAAUGUGUCAUUAAUUCUGACAUUAAUAUGUCAUUAAUAUCAAAAUAAGUGUGUCGCUGUUUUCCUGAUAUGAAUCAAGGUUAUACAUUGUAUACAUGUAUGAAUGUGCUUCAUAGAUGUAAAAUAUGAUAUAUCGUUGUACUUCCUUCCUUGCACGAGUUGUAAUAUGUAGUGAGAGGGACAUUUUUCACAACACUGCUGUGUCUUUCUUGAUAACUUAUUGCUUUGCUAUUAGAAAUGCAAGUUGGCGAGGGCCAGCACUUGAAUAAAAAGCCACUAGUAUCUUUCUGGAUGACGUACUCGAAUCUGCAAAACUAUGCGCCAUAUUCAUUACUUGCCAAUACUUGAGGAAAUGAUACCUACAUAUAACAGGAGGUAUUGGUCGUCUCGCCGAAACCAAAUUGAUUCCUCAUGCAUUUUACAUUGAAAACAAUGCUACUUGCUACCAAACGUUGAACGAAAAGUUUGUGUAAACUUGCACUCUGUCCACUUUAAUUCUGGAUGCUGUCCUCGACAUAGAAUGAAUCCACUCGUAAUGUAGGACAAGAUGAUUACAUGCAAACGAAAUUAGUGCCGAUUUCGAAUAAUUGAACCCAAAAUAGAUAGUUGACAGACUAGACUAAUUUGGCAAUUUGGUGUCAUUGCGGGCCUAAUCUUAAUUGAAUAUUUCUGAUAAUGCAAGGCGAAAUUGUUGAAUUACAGUGGGAUUUUUUGCUGUUCAAAGUGCAGGAGGGAAGGCUUUGAUUAACAGAUUCCUUUUCUUAGGUUGUCUUGUUAAAAAAGUGUAUGCAGAGUAAAUAAAUUUGUUACCUAAGGGCAUUAGUGCAAUCAUGAAGCUUGAUGAACUAAAAGGAUCACACCAAAUGGUAAGUAAUGCCUACAUGACAUUGUAUCCUAAUUUAGAUCGUUGACCAUUUAAGAAGCUGCAAUUUGGAUCAUUAUGUAGAUGAGGUCACAUUAGGCUCGAAAUUCUGUGUGACAUGGGAACAGGGGUUGUGAUAAGAACUGCCCCUAGCCUAUAAAUCAGCCAUUGCCUCUGUCAUGUUACAAUCACUGCAUUCCAUUCCCUCAGGCUGGAAUUUUGGACUCUUGAUUGGUCAUUGGCCAAUAAGAAGCCUUGUACUUGCCAUGGCCAUGCUGUGUAUGCUGAACAAGAGAUCAUACAUGUCUUCUGAUUGGCUGAUACUGGGCUGAAAUCCUGCUUGUGGAAGGUGAUGAAUCAAGCCAAACUAGGCCUGGGUAUUUCUCUUCUCUGAACAGAACUCUAGCACCCAUGACAUGAAAGUUAACCAUAGUCCAAUAGCAUUAUAAUUAGGUACUUCGGGCAGAAGUUUUUGUGUACGAUUCUGGCAGUUUUGAUUUUUCACACAAAAAGAGUUGUGUUUUGUCACUGUGUGUGUAACAUAAAGUGUUGCAAAAUUUGCGAGAGGACCAUUCCUUGAAAUGCAAUAUUGAUGUUGUAUACUGCUUGCAAAGCGGCUAGAUGCUUCCAGUUCCAGUCAUUCAAAUACCAUUCUAUUUAAUGUCGAUCGUGUUAAAGUUCAACAAGAUUUUCAAAGGUUAUUUAAAGACCUACAAGUUAUUCCAAGUUUCAAAUGUACUAUUAUAUCGGUGUUAUCAAGAAUAACUAAAGACUAAUUGUUUUUUAUUCUUGGUGUUAUGGAUGUAUUUUCUGAAUAUUGUUUAUAUUUCCUAGAAUUGUUAAUUCAUGUAAUACUUUUCUAUGCUUACGUGUACAUGUAUGUACACCAAUACUUGAAGAUUAUAUACACGGUACUGUAUGUGAAUGUACAUGUAUCAAUAUGCCAUGUCAUGUCUGUGUCGUGUUACCUUGUAUUCAUAAUUCUAUGUGUUCUUGGCCAGUGUUUCUUAUAAGUGUUGAUACAACGUGCAAAGAUAAAUUCACAUGCCACUGUUGACUGCAAUCUUUCUUGGAGAUUCUAAGGAUAAUUUUGCCUUUUUGUGCCAUAGGUUUUUCACAUUAUUGAUUUUUUGAACUUUUUUCUACAUUAUUUUGUUCUUAUGAAAACAAAAAUCAAAAUUAUGUACAGUCUGGCUCACAUUGUAAUCAUCAUGAUCAUGCUGACAACAACAUUUGCGUAAACCUUGUGAAAACCACAUUGAAAAUGGUUGAAUAGUUAAGAAGAUAUCACAAGUUGCAGGUGUGGAUAUUAAUAUGAGCUAGACUGUACACGUAUGAUCAUCAUCCUGGGCCAAGUAAGUAAACUUUGUUGGAUGCACCUGCUCACCUGACAAGCGUGGUUUUGUUAUAUUGCAUGAUUGUUUGUUAUCUGAAUGAGGCCAAAGCAUUACAGCCAGUCCCAGCUAUGUCAUGUGACAUGUCAUGACAUCAUUCACAUUCUAUUUGUCAGUAAUCUGGGACAGGCUUUGUGUUGUUCUCAUUACAUGCCAUGUAUGCCAUUUAGUAUUGUUUACACACUCUAUUGUACUGCAUUUAUUCUUUGUCUAUUUUAUAUAACUAGCCAAAUUUGUAAACAGCUUUUAUCAUGUAUUUUUAAUAGAACUGAUGUGCUUUUUGUACCAAUGUAUUUUAGUCGCUUUACGAAAGUAAUUUUGUGUCACAACUCUUAUUUUUACUCACAUUGCCAUUGAUGACUUCUGCUGUUUUAUUGAAAUGUGCUAAAAGUAUUGCUGUGCCAUCCUAUGACUUGUUAGUGGUAAUUUCACUUGAAAUAUUUGAAAUUCCUCACACGUACAUGUGUAGGUCUGAUUCUGAUAGUAAAGAAAUAUGUUGUCUAAAUCGUAUUUCAGUCUUAGCUUUUGAUGCCUCAAAGGUUUUUGUAUAAUAGUGUGACGAUGACAUGUUUGCUCAGUUUUGUGUGCAUGUUUGUUGAGUUAGACUGCCUUCCACGUUAUCCUUUUUGAGUAGUUCACUGAUUUUACCAAUGUCCACCAAAAGUUUUUUGUGGGAAAGUUCUCUCCUUGACAUCAUUACGAAUGUUGUUGAACCGUUGAUGAUUUCGUAUGCUUUGUUAUUAAUGCUAUGUAAUCAAUUCAUGUAAUUUAUUGAUUGAUUGCUGUACUGUGUUACAUUUGCUUUGAAUGGGAGAUGUUUAAUACCUACAUGUUGAUUUGUAUAUGGAAUAUAUAAUGCAUUGUAUUGUUAUACUUAUGGGCCAUCCAUACACAUCAGUGUGGGAAGUGAAGGGCGAGGAGGAGCAGUUUGAAGAUCUUCUGGUGGCCCAUUAUAUUAUCAUUAUUAAAGUUCAUUGGUGUUUAGGCCUAGAUGACGAACGUAUGAUUUUACUGGGCAAAUUUCACCCUUUGAAUGCCACUCUAGUUUGAGCAGGUAACCUCCCUAGUAGGGACACCCAAAAUACUGACAGAUGCUGACCUUAUUGAGGAGGUAUCCGGAUACAGAGAUUAGAUUGUAUUGAAAAACCCAUUGGGACCAAAACCCCUGCCUCUUGUAGAGAAGGUGUACCACUGACGGAGCCGGAGGUGUCUGCUAUGAGGUCUACUGCAAUGUUCAUUUUCUUGAAACAAAUUGGACUGACUUUUGGCAUUAUUUAUCAAACCAAAGUCCUAGGGUGGCAAACUAAUGGUCAAAUAUGCCAAAUUAGUGCUUCUGUAGUCUUUUAGCCAUAGCAUGGAUCUUGAUCCUUCAAAGAGUGCAUGUUAUUUUUUAGAUUGCUGAUAUAUUUAAUCUUGCACAAUUUGUACCGCAUUUACCAUUAUUGCAUGUUGUAAUUGAUACUGAUGUUCAUCGUAUCCUGAUUUCCUCAGGAUGUGCAUUUGAAUCAAUUCCUAAAUUUCUUUCCUGGCGAAGUUUUUCCAAAAACAGUACUGAGGUUUUAUCUGUGUAUUUCUGUACAUUCAAUCACUACAUGUUCAUUCCUCUAAGUUAAAAACUUUGGACCAACUUUGAAUUGAUUAGUUUUGGUGAUGAGGCUGACAGACUUUUACUUAUUACUAUGGGUACAACGUCUAGGCAAUAUUUGACUAUGACCCCAGCAGUAUCAUAUCAGACCUAUCUUAUCCAAUUCGGUUUCAUUUUGCAGCAUAUCUUGGAUAAAGAAAAUAAGGAACGAAAUCAGCGCCUCUUGUGUCAAGAUUGAGGAGAUAUCGCUGGUUGUCUUUCUGCCAUCUAACGGUGCUCUUCAAAACUAAUCAAAUUACUCUGGAAUGCCUUUCACUCUCCGUUUGUGAUGAAAUCGCGAGUGACAUCUACCAAAGAAGAUUGCCUUGUUACCCCAUACCGAGGCUGUCGUAGUGGCGCAACGGAAACGUCGGCGCCUGUCCACCAUGUUGACUGUGCGCAAUGUAGACUUGUUGGUGCUGAAGGCUUUGCUAUUAAUGUUUGUACUGUAGACUCUUUGCUUUUAUAAAAACAUCUGAAGUCUUUGGUCGGUGGAAUAAAAGUCCAUGUUGUAGGAAA